Filobasidium floriforme is the source of this 4804-nucleotide messenger RNA. RefSeq names its product SH2 domain-containing protein. Gene Ontology annotation, biological process: transcription elongation by RNA polymerase II; nucleosome organization; mRNA transcription by RNA polymerase II. Lineage: Eukaryota; Fungi; Basidiomycota; Tremellomycetes; Filobasidiales; Filobasidiaceae. The transcript has 14 exons. The record is from RefSeq and is a predicted model, not a curated record. Gene Ontology annotation, cellular component: transcription elongation factor complex. Gene Ontology annotation, molecular function: DNA binding; nucleosome binding; histone binding. Bases 50 to 4678 code for a protein of 1542 amino acids.
CCUCUUUCAUACCCUGUCAAUCGCUUGUAGCAUCAGGGUGCCCGUCAAAAUGUCGUCUCCUGCUCCUUCUCAGUCUGACGAUGGCGGCGAUGACAUCCGCAUGCACGGCGACCCAAACGAACACGAUUCAUCUGAAGAAGAAGAAGACGAUGAAGAGGAGGCUGCUCGGAUCAGAGCUGGAUUUAUCGUGGACGAGGAUGAUGAGGAUGAGGACGAGAACAUGGAUUCAGAGGAGACGAGGCGGAAGCGUCGCAAGCACAAGAAGAGAAAGAGAGCUCAAGUCGAUCUCGAUGCCGAUGACCUGGAGUUGUUGAUGGAGAAUACCGGAGCCCGUCGACCACUAGAUGAUGGUUCCGAUCGAAAGCGUCACAAACGGAGGGAUUCGUCCGACUCUCGUGACGGUCGACCGACAUUAGACGACAUGUUCAAUGAGCCUUCGACCUCAAGAAACGACCGGAUGGACGAUGGGGAAGAGGAUGACAUGGAUGACUUCAUCGAGGAAGAUGAGGAUGAAGAGAUGGAUGAAGAUGCUAGGGCCGAAAUGCGUCGACAAAAGAAAGAGGCUAAGCGAGCGAAUGCAAAGAAGGUUCGAAGCUAUGCGGGCGCCGAUCAGCAGACACGCGCCGAGCUCGAGGACAUCUUCGGUGCUGGAGAUGAGUAUGCCGAGGCUCUCAAUGUCGAGGAGAAGACAAGCAAGAAGAGCAAGGUCACGAUGCACGACAUUUUCGAGCCCACUGAACUUGCGGAUCGGUUCCUGUUACCCGCCGACCAACGCGUCCGAGAAGAAGAUCUACCGGAAAGAUUCCAAUUCUCCAGCUCGACACUGUCGACCAAUCCGAUCUACGCGGAAAAGAUGGAGUUUCCACCACUGGAUCCGGCGGUUUCUUGGAUCGCCCCACGCAUCAGUGUUGACGCACAAAUGGCGUUUCAGGGCUUCCGUUCAGGUGAUGCACGAGAUAGCGCUACGAUCAAGACAGAAAUCGAAACUGCUGUGCAAACCGCUCUGCAUGGGAUGUUCGAGGAGGGACUUGAAGUACCCUACCUGGCCCGACAUCGGCAGGAUGCAUUCGUCGAUGCCACUGGGCGAUUCGCUUUGCUGAACAAAUCGGAACUAUGGAGAUGUUACGACUUGGGUUUACGUUAUCGAGCGAUCCAUCAGAAACGAGCCGCUGUGUCGAAUCUGUACAACUCGAUGCGACAGCUCGACAACCAAUUCGAGGACGAAUACUUCGAGGUCAAGGUGCUCGCUGUUCCCGACGGCACAGCGAGCGGGAGUAUUGAGGCUGGAAACGAAGCCCUGGAAUGGCUCGAUCUCCGUUACCCGCGAUUGGUACACGAGGUCAGGCAGACGGAUGGACAAUCUUCGGAGCGAAAGCGAGCCGGAGGCGCCACCUCGAGACGAAUCAAGCAUGAGGGAAAAAUCGGUGAAUUCGUAGAGAAUCUCGCCGCCCCUUCAUUGGUCGCGACGUGGGUCCAUGAACGAAGCGAGAGACACGUGCGAUCAAAUCCGGAGCAAUUCCCGGCAGCACUGGCUGAGCAGUAUGUGGAUAACGUAUACAACACCGCCGAUAACGUGCUCCAAGCUGGACAGCAACUCCUGACUCAGGAAUUUGGAUGCGAUCCGCUUCUUCGCAAUAUCGUUCGUGACCAUGUCAAGAACACUGCGUUGAUUUCUUGCACACCCAGCGCGAAAGGGAAAUCAAAAAUCGACGAAUUGCACAUGUACUAUCGUUUCAAAUACCUGAAAUACAAGCCCAUCAACGAGGUCUUAAAAGAAGGCAAAGACGGGCUGUUCACGCAGAUGCUUGCGGCAGAAGCGGAAGGCCUCAUCAAUAUCGAGAUGGAGAUUCCUCCAAACACUCGGGAGAACAUAUUCCGGUUCAUCAUGAGCGCUUGGGACGCAGACUUUGAGAGUGGAGAUGAGCUCGCGGAAGCUUGGUCGCGAUACAGGGAGACCGUCGUCCACAGGGCUUUGGAUCAGCUUCUUCUACCCAAGUCCAUGGUAUGGCUGAAGGACGACCUGAAGCAGGCGAGCGAGGACGAAAUUUGUCAGAAUUGUCAGCAGGAAUUAGAAAAGAGGGUUGACAUGCGUCCGUAUGGAAGCACAAACGGAGGUUCUGUUAGCGUGCUUGCCAUCAGCUUCGGUAAUGGAGGGAAAGAUGCGGUGAUGGCGGUCUUUUUGGACGCCAAGGGCCAGGUUCACGCUCAAGCGAAGUUUGAUGGGCUGGGUGUGACGGAGGACGCCACAGACUUCGCUAAUUUUGUCAAGGAGCACAAGCCGGACGUCGUGGUUAUCGGCGGAUUUACGGCUGAAACCCAUCGAUUACGGAUGGAGACGGACGCUAUACUGAAAGAUAUCGCAGCCACAAAUGCCAGCGGGACCGGUAUGAUCCAAGGCAUGUCCGGCUUCGCAGGAGAAGAAUACCUCGACGUGCUGUCCAAGCGCCAAAUCCCACUCAUCUACGUCCAUGACGAUGUGGCUAGGCUGUACAUGAACUCUGCUCGUGCCAUCCAGGAAAACCCGGGCUGGCCUGCAAACUCUCGAUAUGCUUUAGGGCUGGCUCGUUUCACGCAGGACCCUCUGAACGAGUACUGCGCUCUCGGCGCUGACCUAGUGGCUAUCACCUAUGUACCGAAGCUGCAAGCGCUGGUCUCACAAGAGCGCCUUUUGCAAUGUCUCGAGCGUGCCUUGGUGAAUGUCGUCAACGCUGUCGGUGUCGACAUCAAUCAAGCCGUGAAGGACGUGUAUCUGCAAAAGGUGUUGCCCUUCGUCGCAGGUUUAGGUCCGCGUAAGGCGGAAGCUCUUGUCAAGAGCAUUAUACGAAGGGGCGGAUCGGUAGUCAGUCGUAGAGUGCUGCUCGAGGAGGACCUCUUACCCGCUUGCGUUGCCGUCAACGCAUUGAGCACGUUAUACAUGGCACAUGAGAGCCUCUAUGAGACGGAUGUUUCGAACGAUCCGGAUGACUUGGAUAACCUCGACCCUCUGGAUCACACUCGGAUCCAUCCCGAAGAUUACCCUAUUGCACACGAGAUCGUUAUCAACAUACUCGGUCUAGAUCCGGAAGAUUACCAGAACAGGGCUCAACAUGAUCAAGAUAACGAAGAUUGGCCGAAGAAGAACAUCUCGAGACCAGUCAUCCAGCUGCUUAGCGAUCAACACGUGGAGCGCAAGAUCGCCAGCCUGGAUAUAGAGGCAUAUGCCAAGGAGCUUACGCUGAGAUCUGGCAAGCGGUCCAGGUUCCUCGUGAGCAUGGUCGCGAAAGAAAUCGUGGAGCCAUACCAGGACACAAGAGGGCCGUUCGCUCUGCCGAAUGAGCUUGAUGUGUUGAAAAUGCUCACCGGAGAGACACUCGAGACGCUCGAUCGUGGCAGGAUCAUCACCGCUCACGUCAGCAUGGUCAAGCCUGAAGUGGCUUACAUCAAGCUCGAUUCUGGAGUGACGGGAGAGAUCCCUCAACAAUACAUCCUGGAUGGUAACUCCCAGGUGAACGCCAAGGAUUUACUCAACAAGAGCCAAGCUGUUCGAGGCGUCGUUGUCAGCCUUCGAGCGGCCGAACUAUACAUCGAGCUAUCGAUCCGUCAAGCUGACGUUGCGAGGGCUGCCGCCGACCAACUGGCUCACAAUCGAGAUCGGAACUUCGAUUCCGUUCAGGAAGAUAAUGACAAGGCGAUCUUGCUCAAGCAAAAGCGGGUGCGAGAAGCUGGUCUACCCAGGGUCAUCGACCAUCCAUCGUGGAAACAUGUCAACAAGGCUCAGGCAGAGUCCAUGCUAUCGGACAAGCAGGUCGGGGAAGCCGUUAUCAGACCUUCGCACAAGGGAGUCGAUCAUAUUGCUGUCACUUGGAAGGUUGCGGAAGGGAUCUAUCAACACAUUGAUGUGACGGAACACGACAAGCCGAGUGAUAGCGAACUAGGUCGACAGCUCUCCAUCAAUAAUAGCGAAUUCUUUUCGGACCUAGACGAGUUGCUUGUCAAUCAUGUCGGUGCCGUUGUCCGAAAACUGGAUACCUUGAUGCAGCACGAGAAGUAUCGUCCCGAGGGGCAAUUGGACGAUUAUCUGAACGACCAAGUGCGAGCUCGACCUGGUUCGUCGGCCUAUGGGUUCUCUCUUGACAGUGAACGUCCGGGCUGGGCGAAACUUUCGUUCCUCAGCCGACCCAAAGCAUCAGGUGGCGUGGUUCAGACAUGGCCCGUCAAGAUCAAAGCGGAUGCUUACAAGCUGUUCGAGACCGAAGUCCCUGGUAUGACCGAGUUGUGCAAUGCUUUCAAGAUGCAGUAUCAGACCACGCUCGAAAGCCAGAGACAGUCCGCCAUGACGCCGCACGGAUCUCGUACGCCGGGAGGUAUGCGGACGCCUGCAGGAUCUCGUACACCAGGUGGGGGCCUGUCGAUACGACCCCCUGGUUACGGUACUCCCCAAGCUCACGCUCGAGGAAUGGGAGGCGGGUCGACUCCGAUGGUGCGCCCCCCUGGAUACGGCGGAACACCUUUGGCGCUCGGCCAGGCCACGCCGAUGAGACCCUUUGGCAUGGGAAACGCUACCCCUCGACCUCCUGGCGCCCUAGGAAACGCGACCCCACGACCUCCUGGCUAUGGGACACCCUCGAGCAGACCCCCGAUGCAAUGUGAGCGACAUUCGACACUUCUUCGUGCUCAGGAUGAAUAUUCACUUUGUUGACUGUACCACCGUUGUAUAUGAUAAGACGCCAUGGCGACUCCGAACCCAUAUGCUUCUAACCCCUAUGCACAGGUCCCUAUGAUGCCUCCUCCAGGUGCGGCGCCACCACCACCACCUCCGCCACCU